UCAUUCAACGUGGAUGUUACCCAACACAGAGUUGGCGAAAGGCGGCGAAAUAACUGAAUUGAAGUCACAAUUAAGGUAACCAAAGGAAGCUGCAUCACCAUAUACAGUGCCGUGUAUAUAUACAAACUACAUUUGCCAUGACUCAUAAAUGCAUCCACUGGUUCCGUAAGGGACUGCGGCUACAUGACAACCCAGCACUGAUGGCCGCACUGAGAGACUGCAAGGAACUCUACCCAGUCUUCAUCCUGGAUCCCCACCUCUUCGACAAGACACGAGUGGGCCUCAACCGCUGGAGGUUCCUUGUGGGAGCGCUCACGGACCUGGACCGCAGCCUUCAAAAACUCAACUCCAGGCUAUUUGUCGUGAGAGGCAGGCCAGAAGAUGUUUUCCCUCAGCUGUUCACCGAGUGGAAGAUAACCAAGCUGACAUAUGAGUUUGACACAGAGCCUUACAGCGCGUCCCGUGACAAGAGAGUGACCGCCUUGGCUAAAGAACACAAAGUGGAAGUCGUCUAUAAAGUGUCCCACACCCUUUAUGACAUAGACAGGAUAAAUGAGGAGAAUAACGGGAAAGCUCCCCUCACAUACAACCGCAUGCAAGCCAUCGUGAAGACCCUCGGCCCCCCAAAGAAACCAGUCGCUGCUCCCACCGUUGAGGAUGUGAAAGGCCUGAAGACCCCUCACUUGGGCAACGACAUGAAUUACUACGGUGUACCAGCGCUGGACGAGCUCGGCCAUGAUACGUUAGAGCUUGGAGAGGAGCCGUUCCCUGGAGGAGAGCAGGAAGCUUUGAGGAGGCUGGAGGAACACAUGAAGAAAAGUGGAUGGGUAUGCAGCUUUGAGAAACCUCAGACUUCUCCCAACUCUCUGAGCCCGAGCACCACAGUCCUCAGCCCCUAUGUCGCCUUCGGGUGCCUGUCUGCACGCACCUUCUGGUGGAAGCUGACCGAGGUCUACCAGGGGAAAAAGCAUUCGGACCCGCCAGUGUCCCUGCAUGGUCAGUUACUGUGGAGAGAGUUCUUCUACACUGCCAGCGUGGGCGUCCCCAAUUUUAACAAGAUGGAGGGCAACCCCGUGUGCACUCAGGUGGACUGGGAUAGCAAUCAUGACUACCUAGCGGCCUGGAGAGAGGCUCGAACCGGAUUCCCCUUCAUCGACGCCAUUAUGACCCAGCUGAGACGAGAAGGAUGGAUCCAUCACCUCGCUAGACACGCUGUGGCCUGCUUCCUCACCAGAGGAGACUUGUGGAUCAGCUGGGAGGAAGGACAAAAGGUGUUUGAGGAGCUGCUGUUAGACGGCGACUGGGCUCUCAAUGCUGGGAACUGGCAGUGGCUGUCAGCGAGCACCUUCUUCCACCAGUUCUUCAGGGUCUACUCUCCUGUGGCCUUUGGCAAGAAGACGGACAAAAAUGGCGACUACAUCAAGAAGUACCUUCCCAUUUUGAAGAAGUUCCCCGCCCAGUACAUCUACGAGCCUUGGAAAGCGCCACGCAGUGUGCAGCAGGCGGCGGGGUGCGUCGUGGGUAAAGACUAUCCGCGUCCUAUUGUGGAGCAUGAAGUGAUCAGCAAGAAGAACAUCCAGAGGAUGAAGUUAGCUUACGCCAAGAGGUCCGGCAACUCUGAUGAAUCAGCCAGUAAGAAGCAAGGUGUGAAGCGUGAGGCUCCCUCUGUUGUCCACAUGCUGAAGAAGAAAGGGAAAAAAUGACAGCAAAAGUUCAAAGUGUAGUUGUUGGGUUUUACCUGAUAGAUUGAUAUGCCCAGUCUGGUUGUGCUUGGGCACACUUCAUUUUCCAUUGGGUACAAUUUCAUAUUUUUUUUAAGGCUGGUUUAUAUUUAUAUAUAUAUAUUUUUUUUAACUCUUUCUAGGUCCUUUCUUAUUGGUGUCCUCUAGGGAUGUGUUGCUUGCUUUCAUCCUCUCUACACUGUAAUGUUAUAUCCACCCCAUUAAAGUGCUUGCAGAGUUAUGGCUAAGGAAGUGAUCUGUGCAUAACUCUUUGAUGAUGGACACUAAACUUGAAACCUACAAGGAUCUCAUUAGUACCACUAAGGGGCGCUGUUACUCCAGUCACCUAACUAACUUCUUUUGCCUGCAUUUUGUUUCAUGACUUUACCCUGUUUGAGAAUCAUAUCAAAUUAAAUAGAGUACGUAUAUUCUGAUGUAUAUCGCAAUAUAAAAAAGUGUUUGAUGAUUGCAGUGUGAGUGUAAGUGUCAGCUGUCCUGGUAAGUCAAGUGUUCUCCGGUUGCUGCUUCCUUGGAGCUGACACUGGUGUGAAUAUCCAGAAGAUGAUGUCACAACCUUGACCGUGGGCCAGUUGGGCGCGCAAAGCUUAGCUUGGUUUCCACAGAGAUGUGUCAAACACCCAAACAGUGUGCUGUGCAACUGUGCAUGUGUAUUGUAAGGAGGGAACCUUUUCGGUAAACUCCUGUGAUUGUCAAAUCCUGGUAAAGUAAAAUUGGAAGUUUUUUGAAUGAAAUAUUGACCGGCCUCACUUGUGCUAU
Molecule: messenger RNA, 2498 nt
Organism: Dunckerocampus dactyliophorus (ringed pipefish)
Lineage: Eukaryota; Metazoa; Chordata; Actinopteri; Syngnathiformes; Syngnathidae
Gene: cry5
Product: cryptochrome circadian regulator 5
Exons: 12
Coding region: 138-1703 (521 amino acids)
Biological process (GO): entrainment of circadian clock by photoperiod; circadian regulation of gene expression
Cellular component (GO): nucleus; cytoplasm
Molecular function (GO): DNA binding; FAD binding
Source: RefSeq, a predicted model, not a curated record